UUCUAGGUUUAAUAUUGUCUAGGUUUAAACUCUGAAACUGAAAGGUUUGACAUUGUCCUGUUUACACACCCUGACUCUAUCCAACAUCUACCAACUGAAUGUGUUGAAUACAGGGACAAUGUGAACUUGUUAAUGGGCCAUGGUAAAUGUUUGUAUGCAUCUAUGUAUGGAAUAGCUUACAGGGAUCCGAGGUAUGAUAACUAUAUCAAUAGUCAUGAAUGUUUGAUAAAUCCCUCGGCAGCUUUUCUCACUCAGUAUUCACAUAUUCUGAGAAGUGAUUUGGAUACUUUUCCUACUCCUGGUCUUCUUGGAUACUGGCCUGACACUGUUCUUGCCAACAAGAAUUCAGCAUAUACUUUCAGAAAUUCAAGUGGAACAUCAUUGAUUACUGAGAAAUUAAAGAAGGCUGCAGAAUAUGUCGGGCUAUCCCAUAAGGGUAUUCAUGAUAUUGGUUCCUCCUGGUUUGGACCUGCUCAUUUAAUCAUUAAACUUUCAUCCAUGGCAGUUGUAUUAUCAAAAUAUUUGAGAGUGUACAUGUUUGGUCCUGGUAGUUUCUGCAGGUGUGCAACAUGUACAGAACUACCUCUAGAGUGUACAUGGGGUUCAGGACCAUAUGCCGGUACAAUACUUCUUUAUGCACAGGAAUUAGCAAUUAACCAGAUCUGGGACAAAAAUCAAUAUGAUUCCCUAAAUAAAGUAAAUGUUGAUGCUUCAACCACAACUGAUGAAUCUGUGUGUGCGAAUUUGCAUCUUCAUGUUUUUCAUGGUUCAGACAGAUUCAGCAAAUUUGAAUUUGUGGAUGGAAGAUACAAAGAGUUUAAUAUGACUGGUCUCAAGCUAUCUAAAGCACGAGAUUUUGCUAUUUUUCUUGCUCUCAAAUCAUCCGGACAGGGAAUAGGCGAACAGGAAGUGUCUGCUAGAUAUUCAAUUGGUGGAGAUGGAUCCUUGGCCAAUGUUUGUAAAAUGGAUGCUGAUAUUUCAUCACUGUAAUCUCAAUUUACGUGAUAUUUCAUCUCUGUAAUCUCAAUUUACUUGAUAUUUCAUCUCUGUAAUCUCAAUUUACUUGAUAUUUCAUCACUGUAAUCUCAAUUUACGUGAUAUUUCAUCUCUGUAAUUUCAAUUUAGUUGAUAUUUCAUCUCUGUAAUCUCAAUUUACUUGAUAUUUCAUCUCUGCAAUCUCAAUUUACUUGAAACAAAACAGGAAAAUAAUAGCUCCACUGGUUUCAAGAGUAGAGUUAAACAGAAGAUGUCAGUUUCACAUUUGAUUGAAAAAAUAUAUUUUUGUCUUGAU
Messenger RNA from Eurytemora carolleeae, 1291 nucleotides. RefSeq lists its product as uncharacterized. NCBI's taxonomy places the organism in Eukaryota, Metazoa, Arthropoda, Copepoda, Calanoida, Temoridae. The coding region runs from base 133 to 990 and encodes 285 amino acids. The transcript is spliced from 12 exons. The record is from RefSeq and is a predicted model, not a curated record.